Molecule: messenger RNA, 333 nt
Organism: Blastomyces dermatitidis ER-3
Lineage: Eukaryota; Fungi; Ascomycota; Eurotiomycetes; Onygenales; Ajellomycetaceae
Exons: 1
Coding region: 1-333 (110 amino acids)
Source: RefSeq, a predicted model, not a curated record
AUGUAUGGGACCAGACCAAAUGAGACCAAAUGUGAAAUUCAUGGUCCCGGCGGCCAAUCUAUUUUGAAUCCCCCAAUCAAGUGUUUGAAGGUUGCAUGCCUCGAGGACUGGAAGCACAGGCCUGAAUCUAGAGCCAAUGGUGCGGUCGUCCGGUCCAAUCCCUGCCAACCGUCCACUGGACUGGCCCUCCGCGCCGCUGUGUGGAGAAGAAUGGUAAAAUAUAACGUGGGUGCCAACUGCAAAACAACGGCGCAACCAUGGUUCAAGAAUACGAAAGACCUGGUGAGCUGCCCGCCGAUUAUGAUCUGCAGCAAAGUGGGUCCGUGGAUUUGA